Messenger RNA from Neodiprion virginianus, 1854 nucleotides. RefSeq lists its product as uncharacterized. The record is from RefSeq and is a predicted model, not a curated record. Gene Ontology annotation, biological process: septate junction assembly. The transcript is spliced from 4 exons. Lineage: Eukaryota; Metazoa; Arthropoda; Insecta; Hymenoptera; Diprionidae. The coding region runs from base 600 to 1097 and encodes 165 amino acids.
CGGUCGGCGGACGCGGGUCGUGGUGGCGGAAAACUUCGUCCAGGCCUGACGGCGCAGGGCACAACCGAGUGUCGAGGGGAGUUGUGAGUCAAAGUUGUGCAGCCUUCUGCAACCGAUCGACGCUCUGCUGGGUUCAGUCUCGCGUGUGUCGUGUUGUUAAACACUCGGUCCUCGGUGAGUUUCGCUUUGCUGUGGUUCGUUGAUUCCGUUGUAUGGAACACAGAGAAACUUGGUGGCCCUUUCACGUUUAGGUCGUACAACCGACCAUCCACGGCUCGCUGCACCGCCGAAUGCGAUCCUCUCAUUACUGUCCGGAGUUCACUUCCAGAGAAGUUUAGAAGUGCCGAAACUACGCCCAGUGUCUUCCAAGGUACCGGUCUGAUCAUGGAUUACAGUGAAAACACGCUGCGAUUUUCACGCUGUGGGGAAACUUUCAGUGAAAGCUACCCGUAGUUUAAGUUCCAGGUGAAAGCGGCAGGCGAAUUUGUCCCGAAUAGUCGAGGAAGAGCUCGAACCGCGACGGAUUGACCCUUUUCGCAAAAACGAUCGAUAAAUCGAUAAACCUGGAGGAACGCAAGGCAAGACACCAAAGGGUCAGGAUGGCCGAGGAUCCCGUUCCAGAUUUGGAGGAGUCGAAAGAGAGCUCCUCAAAUGAGCUUAUUCCAAUCGGCGUGAAAAUCCUCGAAGUGAUUCUAGCCGUCUUUGCGAUCGGUCUGAUCGUUGAUCCGUUCAACUCGUUUCACAGGAUUGGCAACAAAACUCUAAUGAAAUUGGACGAUGUCGGUAUAAUCUAUGUCCCGAUAGCCGGAUAUAUCUUGAUCAACAUGAUCAUCAUUGUCGGAUACCUCAUGGGUGAUCGUAUACCAAAGAAAACGGCUGUCUUAUUUCCCGCGGUUGGUGCCUUCCUUUUCGUCGUUGCCGGAAGCGUGAUAGUUCACAACUGGCGAAAGUUUCGUGGAAACUACGUCGAUGUGUCCAACAACGCUACCUUCGCCAGCAAGCAGUACAUGGAUAUGCUGAUAUCGGGGGCGGUAUUCGUCUUCAUCGACGCAGCGGUCUUCGCCCUCGACGUUUACAUCACUCACCAGUAUUUGUAGAGCGAUCAAUGAACAACGUCAGCAAACAAAGAAGAAGAUGACGAAAGAAAAAAGAUUUCGGUUAUACACUUCAAUAUUCAACGUUACACACGGACGUUGACGUUACAUAAAGAGACUCGAGUUUUAUACAUAAAACAUAUAGUCUCAGACGACGACGAGCAUUGGCCAAAAACGCCAAAGAUUUUUUUUUUUCUUAUCCGUUUAUACCUCUAAAUUAGUCCGUUUUUCAGUAUAAUUAAUGAAUUAAUGAAUGUAUUAAAUAGCUUGUAGGUGUACAAUUUAUAAUUAAUUUCCAGUGUUCAAAAUCGUUUUUCCUCUUUUAUUAUCACUAAUCUGUUCAUCAAUUGUUAUUUAUUAAUAAUAUAGGUUUGUUAGUUACCAUAAUUCAGAGUUAUCACACACGUUAUAUUGCCUUAUCCCUGCAUCAUGCUGUUACACGUAUAAGCCGUAAAUUUCAUACGACAUAUUUCACUUGGAAUGUUUCGACAGUUUUAACAACAACCGAUAACUAGUCCAUAACUGUAAUAAUUGUUCGCUGUGCGCCAUAUACUUUCAACUCUAUACAACAGAUGUAUGUAUCAAUCGUAGUUAUUAAUAUAUUUUACAUAUUUCAUUUUCAUGUCGCUAGUUUUCGCAUCGAGCUCACAUAGUACAACUGCAGUGCACGGAUAACCAUAAAGAAAGUCGAUGCACUUUUGAACAUUGAGUAUCCCGAGCUAUUUGGAAUUAAUUCCCUCGCCUUUUCAGAACUCACGUU